Messenger RNA from Rotaria socialis, 324 nucleotides. The record is from the annotation of a GenBank genome assembly. Lineage: Eukaryota; Metazoa; Rotifera; Eurotatoria; Philodinida; Philodinidae.
AUGGCCGAUUCUAGUUCAUCUUCAAUCGACUCACCAAAAAUUAACAGUGAGCAAUCCGUUCCAAUGUGUGAUAUAGAAAAACUUUCACCUAAUGAAAAAACUGACUCUAAACCGGUUACAAAUCGUAAAAUGACAUUCAAACGAAAGGUGAUACCUGAACAACAUCGUACAUUAACGUCUAAAUUACUUAACAUGAAACAAAUUAUACAUGAAGAAUACUUGGUACGCGAACAAAUAAAUCGUAUACGCUUAGAAAAACAAUAUAUACAAACUUUAUUGAACACACUACACGCUUUCCAUUCAUAUGACAAUAUGCAAAAUUAA